AACCUGGUGGUAUUGAACAUGAAUAUCAGUGGGGUCAAAUCAAGUGCUCCAGAACCCCAGCUAUAUAAAUAAUCGAAAGCCGAGGUUCGCUUUGCCAUGGCGACACUAGCGUUUGAGAUUACUGGACGAAUUUGUUUAUUCCACGAUACCUUCAUCGAAAAAGAUAUUUGAAUGCACGGCGAUGAGGCGAAUAAUAUCUACGUGAUACGAUUCAAUCCCUUUUGACAGAGCAGAUAUUAGUCGCCGCCCUGUCAUCAUGUCGAUGUACGUUUCGUUAUACAUAUCGGCGAUGCGCCAACUCUUUCCUGGCACCCCGACCUACACGGAGAAAGAUAUACCAGAUUUAUCUGGUAAAGUUUACCUGGUUACCGGCGCGAAUACAGGAAUUGGAAAAGAAAUUUCCCGAAUUUUAUUUUCGAAGAAUGCGACCGUCUGGGCGGCAGCACGUAGCGAGAGGAAAGGCCGCAAUGCGAUUCAAUCCAUUCGCGAAGAGUAUCCUUCAUCAACCGGCAGACUGGAAUUCUUACUCCUAGAUCUAGGCGACUUGAUGGCUGUUAAGAAGGCGGCAGAGACAUUCCUCGAGAAAGAGAAGCAAUUGCAUGUCCUAUUCAACAAUGCUGCAAUUAUGAUGCCUCCAAAAGGCAGCAAAUCAGCUCAGGGUUAUGAGCUACAACUUGGAGUCAAUUGUCUCGGACCGUUCCUAUUCACCAAACUUCUCACACCAAUGAUAAUCAAGACGGCAAAGAUAUCUCCGAAAAAUAGUGUUCGCGUUGUCUGGGUAUCAUCAUCAGCUGGCGAGCUUCUCAUACCCGUGAGAGGUGGCAUUGACCUGAAUAACUUGGAUUACAAGAAAGACUACUUUUAUGCACAUAGAUAUGGGCUUACGAAAGCCGGGGAUUAUUACUACUCAGUCGAGUACGCGCGUCGGCACCGCGAAGAUGGCAUCGUCAGUAUCUCGCUAAAUCCAGGCAAUCUUAAAACCGACCUUGAUCGAAAUUGUAAUCCGUUGGAGAAUCUCUAUAGAAAAGCAACUACGUAUCCGGCAGUUUACGGGGCGUACACGGAAUUGUUCGCUGGUAUUUCGGAUGAAGUAACGCUUGAAAAAUCGGGCGAUUGGAUCGUUCCAUGGGGUCGGUUCAGUGAUAUUCGAAAGGAUCUGUUCCAAGGGUCGAAACCCCAGUCGGAGGGUGGCACCGGUAUUGGCCAGAAGUUUUGGGCGUGGUCGGAAGAGCAAGUAAAGCCUUAUGUAUGAUUAUAAUAUGAAUGCCUCCUUACUAUUCGAGAGAAGAAAGCAGGCACGUAAGCAUAGACAUGUAUGUAAUAAACCAUUGAGCAUUCUGCCGUCUUACAGAACCAAGCCCGACCAAUUCAAUUCGAACAUUUG
Hypoxylon trugodes is the source of this 1384-nucleotide messenger RNA. Its product is annotated as short-chain dehydrogenase. NCBI's taxonomy places the organism in Eukaryota, Fungi, Ascomycota, Sordariomycetes, Xylariales, Hypoxylaceae. The record is from RefSeq and is a predicted model, not a curated record. The transcript is spliced from 3 exons. Bases 257 to 1252 code for a protein of 331 amino acids.